AUGAUUGGUGAUUACGCGGCGCAACAAUCGAUCCAUAGAAGAAAAGAAUGUGUUGCAGCGACAAGAUUUUUUCCAUGUUGUGACGUGAAUAAUAAAACCGACAAAAAUCCUUUAUUAUUUUGGCAAACAAAUGUCUUAACAAUGCCACUUUUGGCAAAAAUGUCAAAAUUAUAUUUGGCUACAUCUGGGACAAGUAUGAGUUCAGAGUCGGCCUUCAGUCUAUCUGCCUAUUAUGGAAGAAAAGAACGUUCUCGACUUCCAUCAGAACCAUUGGCAUUAUCAGUGUUCUUAAAGGAUAAGCUUCAACAACAAGAAGACGCAACGAAUUAA
Molecule: messenger RNA, 330 nt
Organism: Didymodactylos carnosus
Lineage: Eukaryota; Metazoa; Rotifera; Eurotatoria; Philodinida; Philodinidae
Source: the annotation of a GenBank genome assembly